Messenger RNA from Coffea arabica (coffee), 3224 nucleotides. Its product is annotated as protein STRUBBELIG-RECEPTOR FAMILY 3-like. NCBI's taxonomy places the organism in Eukaryota, Viridiplantae, Streptophyta, Magnoliopsida, Gentianales, Rubiaceae. Gene Ontology annotation, molecular function: protein kinase activity; protein binding; ATP binding. The record is from RefSeq and is a predicted model, not a curated record. Gene Ontology annotation, biological process: protein phosphorylation.
GCUUUUGUUCUUUUUAAGGCGAGGGGGGGAGAGAGAGGGGAAUUUAUCAAUAGCUUCUCUUUGCAACUUUCUACAUUCUGCCCUUUUGCCAUUCUUUUUCCUUUAUCUAUUUCCUUCCAGCUUCUCUUCCUCUAACAAAGCUGAGAACUUGUUUCUCAUUAGAUUUGCACUCUUCAAUCUUUGAACAGUGAGGUUUUGGAGUGUUUUAUGUAUUGGUUAUACAGAGUGAUUUUACAGAGAAAGGGUAGAUUGAAGAAGAAAAUUUUGUUUUGGAUCAAUGAGUAGGAAGAGAUCUAGUGCUGCUUCCUGGGGGAUAGAGAUUUUUCUGGGGUUGAUUUUGAUAUUUGCUGUCAGAAAUUCAGAUGCAUACACCAACCCUGGGGAUGUUGCGGCAAUUAAUAGUCUAUACAUUGCAAUGGGAUCACCCACUCUUCCCGGAUGGGUUGCUAGUGGUGGAGACCCAUGUGGUGAAGCUUGGCAAGGCGUCUCCUGUGACAACAUGAACAACAUAGUUUCAGUAAAACUCAAUGGUGCUAAUUUGGGAGGAGAACUGGGUGAUAACUUAGGAGCAUUUACUACAAUUACUACAAUAGAUCUGAGCAACAAUAACAUUGGAGGUAGUAUUCCAUCCAAUCUACCAGUUACCAUGCAGAACUUUUUUCUUUCAGAUAACAAGUUUUCCGGAAAUAUUCCUGAUUCUAUAUCCAGUCUAACACAGUUGUCAGCUAUGUCUCUGAACGACAACCAGUUAACUGGAGAAAUACCUGAUGCUUUCCAAGGACUUGCUGUUUUGGUCAACCUAGAUUUGUCGAGUAACAGUUUGAGUGGGCAACUGCCAUCAUCAGUACAAAACUUAUCUGCCCUAAGCACUCUCCAUUUGCAAAACAAUCAGCUUUCUGGAACUCUAAAUGUUUUACAGGAUCUUCAUCAACUAACAGAUUUAAAUGUAGAGAAUAAUCAAUUUUCAGGACCUAUACCCGAACAGUUGUUGAACAUUCCAAAAUUUAAAAAAGAUGGAAAUCCAUUUAACAACAGCAUUGCUCAGUCCCCUCCACCUGCAUCCUCAGCAAAACCACCUCCUGCACCGCCAUUUUUUGGGGCACCAACUUCUGUGCAGGCACCACCAACUUCUGGACGAACCCCUGGAAAGCAGGCUGAUGGACCAUCUGCAACUGCAGAAUCAAACAAUAAAACAACAAAGAAAAAAAGUUUAACCACCAAAAGGGUUGUCUGGAUUUCCAUUGCAGCCGUGUUAUCAUUUUUAAUAUUGGUAUUGGUGCUCCUCUUAUGUCUGCCAAGGCGCUUUAGACAGAGGCAUGAAACGCACAGAAUCCCCAAGCCUCAUGAAAUAGCUCCAUAUGUAGGAAACAGAGAGAAUCCUAGAGACAACAGUUCCUUGGACCAACCUGGUCAUCGUCAAGAGAAAGAUUCGCGGGUGCCAGUUGAAAUGCCAAAGGAAGAGCUUCAAACGGGCAAAAGAACAGGAGGUUUCAUUCCAAAGCCACAAAAUGUGGAGGCAGAUUCAAAAAAGAUGAGUGCAAUUCCAAAGAGAAAUGAUCAUGAGAUAGACAUGAGUAGAUUUGAUAUUGACUUGAUGUCACCACCGCCCCCACCACCUCCACCACCUCCACCUCCACCUCCACCUCCACCUCCACCUCCACCUCCACCUCCACCUCCACCUCCGCCACCACUGCCUCUUGUUCAGGAGAAGGUUGUUGUAAAGCCGCUUAACACAACUGAAGAUACAACAGUGAAGCCUACUGCCAGACAUCUUCCACGAACUUCCGUGAGGUCAUAUACAAUCGCAGCUCUUCAGCAAUAUACAAAUAGUUUUUCUCAAGAAAAUCUCAUUGGAGCUGGAAUGCUGGGGACUGUGUAUAAGGCUGAGCUUCCUAAUGGGAAGUUGCUUGCUGUCAAGAAACUGGACAAAAGGGUUUCUAAUCAACAAAAGGAUGAUGAGUUUUUGGACCUGGUUAACAAUCUUGACAGAAUUCGUCAUGCUAAUGUUGUUGAACUCAUGGGUUACUGUGCGGAACAUGGUCAAAGACUUCUGGUUUAUGAGUACUGCUGCAAUGGAUCACUGCAGGAAGCUUUGCACUCUGAUGAUGAUAUUAGAAAUCAACUUUCAUGGAAUGCCCGGAUCAGAAUGGCUCUUGGUGCUGCAAGAGCUCUAGAGUAUCUGCAUGAGAUCUGUGAGCCACCUAUCAUUCACAGGAACUUCAAGUCUGCCAAUGUUCUUCUUGACGAGGAGCUAGCUGUGCAUGUUUCCGAAUGUGGUUUGGCUUCUUUAAUUACAUCGGGCGCUGUUAGUCAGUUGUCAGGACAACUUCUUACUACAUAUGGAUACGGUGCCCCAGAGUUUGAGUCAGGAGUUUAUACUUCCAAAAGCGAUGUUUACAGCUUCGGGGUUGUGAUGCUGGAACUCUUGACUGGUCGAAUGUCAUAUGACAGGACAAGGGCUCGAGGAGAACAAUUUUUGGUCAGAUGGUCUAUUCCACAGCUUCAUGAUAUUGAUGCCUUAUCAAGGAUGGUUGAUCCUUCUCUGAAUGGAAGAUAUCCUGUUAAAUCUUUAUCUCACUUUGCUGACAUUAUUGCACGCUGUGUCCAGCCGGAGCCAGAGUUUAGGCCUCCAAUGUCUGAAGUUGUGCAGGAUCUCAUAGAAAUGAUACGGAGGGAAUCUCCAAACAGAUCAGAUGGCAACUGACUGAGAUUAUCAAACAAGAAAUGGUGAAUCAGUUUCUCUGAAGCUGCAAAACAGACAACAUUUUUUUUGGAAAUUGACUUGGGAUAAAUGAUCAGGAACCAACCAUGAACUCGAUUCGCCUGCUAACACUACUCUCAAUUCUUUCAUCAAGGGGGCGCCUGGAAGAAGGUUGCUAAUGAGUAGUUCAACAACCAUUUGGUUGUCUGGUAAUCCUGAUUCUUGGAAUUGGUUAACUAUCGACAUUCUAGUAUGACUUUUGCAGUGUGUAGAUCCACUUAAUCCAAUUGUUUGAUAGGUAUUAUUUAACAUUAAUUGUUGAUAGUGAAAAUCAUUUAGCUGUAUCUUGUUAUUGCUGGGCUACGCCCAUUAUUUUGUAUGGGUGUCUGGGGGCAGUGUUGAAAAGCCCUACAUUGUACAAUAAUUAGGGCCCUUAGUUAUAGUGUAUUUUGAUGAUGAUACCAAAUUUUGUUCAUCUGAGAAUGAAAACUUUUGCAAUUAUGUUAAAAGGUGGUUGUGCAAA